Klebsormidium nitens is the source of this 775-nucleotide messenger RNA. The record is from the annotation of a GenBank genome assembly. NCBI's taxonomy places the organism in Eukaryota, Viridiplantae, Streptophyta, Klebsormidiophyceae, Klebsormidiales, Klebsormidiaceae.
AUGGCGAGAGCUACCUCCUCUUCUCUGCUGUUACUUUCCCUGGUGUUCGCUCUGUGGGAUUUCUCCCCCGUGGCGGGGCAGUCCACGACGUUGACGGUGGCGGGCCCCAACUCGACGGCGACCCCGCGCCUGGCGGGAGCGAACGCUCUGGACAUCACCUUUGAUCCCCCGGUUGUGCAGGUCACGGGCGUUUUGACCGUGGACGUGUUGGCCUGCGGGCUCGUGCCAGGACUCCCAACCAACGCCGCCAUUGGCAGCACCAGUCUGAUGACCGCCCCCCCGACAGUCACCGCCAGUGCAACGGCGCGCGGCACCAACAUCGGGUCGCUCACCAUCAGCGGGGCCAGCCUCAACGUCUCCACGCCGACGUUCCCGAUCAACCAGACGGACGGCACGUACACGGUGGCCCCCAACAGCGGGACCGUGGUCCACGUGGCGCGCGCCAACGGGUCGCUGACCGGCAAGCCCUUCGACGAGUCCGGCAUCAACAUCGUGUUCCAGAGCGGGGGCACCCUGCCGGCCGUGCAGAUCACCGGCACCUUCCGACCGCUGCCUCCAGGGCUGCUGGAGAUGACAGCAACGAGCACCGUUCAAGUCCCCCUCAACCAGGUCGUGACUGCGGUGGGGCUGGGCGGCAGCGAGCUGGUGCGCAACGACACGGCGGGCGGCUCCAUCCAACUCGUCUUCAGCCUCGUCGCGACGGGCCCUGACCCUUGCUUGGACCCUGAAUGCCAGAAAUGCUAAAGGCUCUGGCAGGCGCCAGACAAGCGUAUAC